Fulmarus glacialis (Northern fulmar) is the source of this 1236-nucleotide messenger RNA. RefSeq names its product neutrophil cytosolic factor 4, 40kDa (gene NCF4). Gene Ontology annotation, molecular function: superoxide-generating NADPH oxidase activator activity; phosphatidylinositol binding; protein binding. The transcript has 10 exons. Lineage: Eukaryota; Metazoa; Chordata; Aves; Procellariiformes; Procellariidae. Gene Ontology annotation, biological process: superoxide anion generation; respiratory burst; phagocytosis. Gene Ontology annotation, cellular component: NADPH oxidase complex. The coding region runs from base 184 to 1236 and encodes 350 amino acids. The record is from RefSeq and is a predicted model, not a curated record.
GGGGAGGUACAGAAGAAAUCGUCUGACACUGAAACAUUAAAAAAAAGAUCUCUGAGGCCUUGCAAAGGAGUCUUGAUUCAUGCAGGGAGAAUUCCUUUGACUGUGUUCAUCCUAUUCAGCCAGGAACUGCCCAAGAAGUGGAGGAAUAGAGCUUAGCCGUCUGGAUUUAAGAAGCUGAAAACCAUGUCUCUUCCCCGCCAGCUGCGAGAAAAGAGUGAUUUUGACCAGCUUCCAGAUGAUGUACCUGUUUCAGCUAACAUUGCAGAUAUUGAAGAGAAGAAAGGCUUUAGUAAUUAUUAUAUGUUUGUCAUUGAAGUAAAGGUUAAAGGUGGUGGCAGAUACCUGAUUUUCCGACGCUAUCGUCAGUUCUAUGCCCUGCACACCAAGCUAGAGGAGAGAUAUGGGGCAGAAAGCAAAAACAGCCCUUUUACCUGCACACUCCCCGUAUUGCCAGGAAAAGUUUAUGUUGGGGCCAAAAAGGAAAUUGCUGAGAACAGGAUUCCUAUCCUAAAUGUCUACAUGAAGAACCUACUCUGCCUACCUGUUUGGGUGUUGAUGGAUGAAGAGGUACGGCUGUUCUUCUACCAUUCAACCUUUGAUAGUGAACAGGUACCUCACAGACUGAGACGGCUUCGCCCACGGACACGCCGAGUUAAAAGCAUUUCACCUCAAGUGCCUAUUUUUGACCGCAUGGCAACUCCACGGGCUGAGGCACUGUUCGAUUUUUCUGGAACCAAUAAACUGGAACUCAGCUUCAAAAAGGGAGACUUGAUCUAUCUACUCAGCAGAGUAAACAAAGACUGGUUGGAGGGAACAGCUGAAGAUGCCACUGGGAUUUUCCCAUGUGCUUUUGUGAAGAUCAUAAAAGAUUUACCACAGCAGGAAGACACAGUUAAUAAAGUUCGCUGUUAUUACCAUGAUGAGACUGUGAGCACUAUAAGGGAUAUCUCAGUGGAAGAGGAUCUGAGCAGCAUUCCAUCAUUCAAAGAUCUCAUGGAAUUGAUAAGGCGGGAGUUUGACCAACAUGACAUUGUUUUGAAUUACCGGGACGUUGAUGGUGAUCUGAUCCGGUUGCUCUCCGAUCAGGAUGUUGAACUCAUGGUGUCUCAGAGCAGGAGGAGGCCCUCUGAGAAGUAUUUCUUCCCUUGGAAGUUGCACAUCACUCACAAAGAUGACUUGGGUGUCUAUAACACUAGUCCAGGAAUAGGUGCUACUCAAACAGUCAGAGCAACAUAA